GUUUUGGUUGCCUGCCAGCAGCCGUCUGGAAGGGGAGGGGAGCCGUCUGCCUUCCGCUUCUGGGCUGGAUUGACACACAAUGAGGAGCAGAGGCUGGGGAGACGCUCCACAAACGCCGCUGUAAAUAAAUACAACAAUCACUGAGGCCAGAGAAACAUGGAGAACCAGUGCACAGUGCAGGUGAAACUGGAGUUGGGCCACAGAGCCCAGCUAAGGAAGAAGGUGACAUCAGAAGGCUUCACCCACGACUGGAUGGUGUUUGUCCGAGGGCCAGAGACCGGCGACAUCCAGCACUUUGUAGAGAAGGUUGUCUUCCGCCUGCACGAGAGUUUCCCCAAACCCAAGAGAGUAUGCAAGGAGCCUCCGUACAAAGUAGAGGAGUCGGGCUACGCAGGCUUCCUCAUGCCUAUUGAGGUUUACUUCAAGAACAAGGAGGAGCCAAAAAAGGUGUGUUUCAACUACGACCUAUUCCUCAACUUAGAAGGCAACCCACCAGUCAACCACCUGCGCUGUGAGAAGCUCACCUUCAACAACCCCACCAAAGAAUUCAGAAGAAAGCUGAUCAAAGCUGGAGGGGUAUUAGUGGUUCCAGAGGGGGCAGAAGCCGUGUCGAGGCCCAGUCCAGACUACCCAAUGCUUCCCACCAUCCCCCUCUCUGCCUUUUCAGACCCCAAGAAGACCAAGACCUCUCAUGUGUCAAAGGAGCCCAGCAAAGAGGGGAGUGGAGGCAGCAGCAAAGGACCCAAACCGCACAAACUGACCAAGGAGCACCGGGAACGGCCCCGAAAAGACUCUGAGAGCAAAGCCACGUCGAAAGGAGACAACGACAGAGAUGGAAGCAGCAAGAGUGGACGCGAUCCUUCCUCUUCUUCAUCCUCAUCUUCAAAAAAGCCGUCAGAUAUCAAAGUGAAAGAAGAAGUUAAGGUCAUACCCAAGGCUGCCUUUAAGGAGCCUAAACUCACCCUGAAGGAGUCAAAGAUGGAGGGCAUGUCUCCUAAAGGAGGGGGGGCUGGGAGUGGAGGGGGUGGGGUUGGGGGAGGAGGAGGGGGGGGAGGCGGGGGAGGCGGAGGAGGGUCCGCAGAGUCUAAAGCUCCGGGGAAACGACCCUCCACUGUUGAGUCUCCCAAACCCAGCGCUAAAAAGAAGAAGGGCAGCUCAGACGGGCCGAAGGGGCCGACCAGCGGGGCCUUCACGGGAACUUCUCCUCGUGUCUCCUCAUCAUCUGCAGCCAGUCAGCCCUACGCAGAGAAGAAACCUCCCAAGGAAAAAGGUCGCUGGCCCAAAGGCAAAAAUGACACACAGGAGCCAAAGGAGCCCAAGAAACUUCCAGAGUCGGAAGAGUCGAAUUCAGAGGACGAAGCAUCGUCGAAAUCAGAGCAGUCGGCCCCUUCCAGUCCUUCCAACUCCAGCUCGAGCUCUGACUCAAGUUCAGAUUCAGACUUUGAGCCGGGACAGAAACAAGGGCAAGGCCCCCUGCGAUCGAUGGUGGAGGAGAUCCAGUCGGAAGAGUCAGAUGAUGACGACAGCAGCUCAGAGGAGGAGACGCCCAUCAAGACCAACCCUCCCAACCGUGACUCACGACUCAGCCUGGACAGCGAGAGUGACACCAGUGACGGCUCACACAGCCCCAGUCGAGACUCUGCCCGGCCACCGCAGAAACACAGCUCCUCUAACAACAAAGUUUCAGGCAGAAAGAGUCCAGAUUCCUCGUUUCGCUCAGAGAAGGUGUUGAAGAAGGGAUACGACAAGGUAGGAAGGGCCUACACAGAAGAACUGGUGGACCUCCAUCGCAGACUGAUGGCUUUAAGGGAGCGUAACGUCCUACAGCAGAUUGUGAACCUGAUCGAGGAGACGGGCCACUUCAACGUGACCAACACCACCUUUGACUUUGACCUCUUUUCACUGGACGAAUCCACCGUCCGCAAACUACAGAGCUACCUGGAGGCGACGGCCACGUGACAGGAAGUGGAAACGGGCGUGGUGAAACCGGCCUGUGGAUGGCGGCGGCAGAGGUAGACUCGCCAUCACGUCUCCUCUUUUUAAGGAGAGUACGAGCAGCCACAUCAUGUCGCAGCUGUUUCACAGGCCUGACUGAACCAUCGAACAACUACCACACAAACAGAAACAUGCGAACAAACACAAGCACACAUGAAGACACACCAACUUCACGUGACGCUGGGGAGGAAACUGAUGGAGGUGGUGGUAGAGGAGGAGCGGAGUGGCUGAACUCCGUCUACAGUCAGGAUUUUCACUACACAUCUCUUUUUUUUGGAGUCUGUGCAGAGCUGUGGUAUGCACCCCACACCCCCUCCUUCACCCUCCUGCACUCCCGCCUUUGCAAACCCAAUACUUCCCCUCCUCCUCUUCCUCCCCCUUCACACGCACACUCCUUACUCGGCAGAACACUUCAGUCCCCUUCCCCCUGCUGUCAGCUGGAGCUCAUUUUUCCCCUGACAUACUCUUUGAGUCGGGUGUGUGUGUUGUCUGUGCGUGUGCGUGUGCGUGUGUGUGUGUGUGUGCAUGCGAGCGCUGCUGAGGUUUAAGAGAAGAUGUUGUCUUUGUGGUUACCGGCUUCUCUUUGUUAGUGAAGCUCGAGCACAAACAGCCGGUUUGCCUCCUUCACACACAUGGCAAACAAAUACAGAUUCAGGUCGUAAUUUACUUUAACCCCCCUAUUUAGAUAUUACUACUGUGAUGUAGUUGUAAGUAAGUAUACUAUAACUCCUCCUGGUGUAUAAACUUAUAAUAUAUGAGACGAUAUAGUAAAAUACAAACACUUACUGUACCUUAAUAUACAAUUUUAAAUGUACUUAUAUGUGCUUAUAACUACAUUACAGUGUGUUUAUAAACCCUUUUAAAUGGGGGGGGGUUAAAGUAAAGUUGUACCCAGAUUCAUAUUUGUCUCACAAAUCAUUACACUUCACACUGUACAUGAAGACACUGACACGUCUGCUGUAUGUGUGUUGCAUGAGGUUUCUCUCUGUUGUCUGAACUUUUGAAAACACAUGCUCUGUUGUGUUUCCCCUCUACUUCCUCGCACUGAAAGCUGAGCCUUGACCUCCUACCAAUGCCCCCCUUCCCCACUGAAGCCCUCUCACUCCAUCCCUCCUUCUCCCUUAUUCUUAUAUUGGCGUGCAUGAAAGGGCUCGACUGCUCGCGGCCAGAGCAGUGGAGGAUCCCUCCUGAAUUGCCUUCUAAGCGGUGGGUAGGGUAGGUUGGGGAGGGGGGGUUAAAAAAGCCGUGAAAAAGUAGCCAUACUUGUCUCCCAGAAUCCAAAAAUAAGAAAAUAAAUAAAUAGGGGCCACGCUUUUUUACAUUUUAUUUUUAUACAAGUGCAUUUUGUGUAUUUAUUCCCAGACCGCGGUUAAGAUAACCUGUGAGCUAUGAAUGUAUAUCGCUUUUACUUUUCUACGGCUAGCAACAGCCCCACUCUAGUGCCUUUUUCUGCGACUUGCAGUGUGAGGGGGGGUGUGCGCUCUGUUAGCCAUGGUCACACAGAUUGAAACCCCCCCCCCCCCCCCCCCCCCCCGCUCCCCUAAAUACCCCCCUCGGGGACACGAGUGUUAAUAGGGAUGCCUGAAUAUCCAGUAUUGUCUUAAUGGCUUCCAUCCCUGCUUCUUCUUUUCCAGUGUCUUUGUAGGCUGUUGUCAUUUUAGCAGUGACCUUUCUGUUAAUCAAGCCCUCUAGAAAUUUUAAGAUUUUUUUCCCCCUGAUGGUGGUCAAAAAAUUUGGUUCCUGCUUUGUGAGAUUAGGUUCAGUGUUUUAAAGAGGAAGCAUCAGUCGACUGCGUGGUAGUUACUCACAGUGAUUAGCUCUAGUAUAACUUCAGCUUUGUCCUGUGUUUUGUGAGACGGUUGUCGUUGAAUAGGGUCGGGGUUCCCUCUUCAAGGGGUUUUAAGUAUAUGAACUACGGUUGACGUGUUUGAUUCAAGUUACCAGGCACUUGAAGAGCAUCAACAAAGGGCGUGUAGGCAGAAAAAUAAGCUAAAGAAACUCUCUUUUCUUUCUCAAAAUAUCUGAAAUGUAUUUCUCGGGGGCCUGCAGCAUGACGUAAGAUCAGUGGGUUGGACUGAUGACUUUAACCCAGGCUGACCGGUCUCACGAAGCUGGCUCUCUUUAAACGGUUUAGAUCACUAAACCGGUGUUGCUUCAGAGGAGUUUCACUUUAAAGGAUUAAACAAAAACCUGCAAACGAUUAAUAAUGUCAAGCGCAGAGCAACAUGUUUACACACUGGUAGACUCACUUGGCUUUACAUGCUAACUAAAGAGGACAUUUAAGAUGUGUUUGUAGCAAAACCACCAUGUUUCAUGUUUCAUGACAUUUGGACCAGUAGCUUUUCUGUAAACCUGCUGACUGACAAACCGAAUCGAAAAGAUCCAUUACUGCAGCUCAGAAGAACGUGCAGGGGGCUUAGUCGCAACAGUAUUUUUGUUGACUUCAAGUGAAGAAGAAAUACCCACUAAUGGCAUAUUAAUUUAAAAGAAGUAAUAUCCACACACACUGAAAUUAGCUACCUGUGGAUUAUAUACAUAUGUUGAGUCCAUUACCUAUAAGAUUAGGACUCAUCAUUAUCACACUUUCCAAAGCCAGCCACUUUCCAAAGGAAGUAACGUGGACUGGUUUGUUUAUCUUUACCACAGUUAACUAGCAAGCCAGUGUGAAGCUUAAAUAUUGUUGCUGUGCUUACAUGCAGUUUAAUAUACCGUGUGCACUGAUUUAGAACAAUUUAACUGCAUUUAGACUGACAGGAGCGAAGUUUCAGGUGUCCAGAUGU
Messenger RNA from Cottoperca gobio, 4775 nucleotides. RefSeq names its product MLLT1 super elongation complex subunit a (gene mllt1a). Gene Ontology annotation, cellular component: transcription elongation factor complex. Lineage: Eukaryota; Metazoa; Chordata; Actinopteri; Perciformes; Bovichtidae. The record is from RefSeq and is a predicted model, not a curated record. Gene Ontology annotation, molecular function: chromatin binding. The transcript is spliced from 12 exons. Gene Ontology annotation, biological process: positive regulation of DNA-templated transcription. Bases 157 to 1959 code for a protein of 600 amino acids.